AUGGCCAGUGGCAAGGCUCUGUAUUCUAUAGCGGUGGUCGCAUUGGGCUUCAUUUGCUUCGUAGUAGGUGCCAUCGCUGUUGGCUUACCUACUUGGGGAAAUUUUCAUAGCUAUGACUCUGACUUUCAACUCUCAGUUCCUGGGUACUAUUUAGACAAUCCGAACUUCGACCAGGGUUACUUCGGACCAUGGCGAGUGUGCAAGAAACUGCUCUACAACAGGGAGAAAUGCGGCUCAGACGUCUCCAAGUUCCAUCCGUCGACGGCGGUAUACAUAGCGGGCGUGGUGGCGUCGGUCGGCGUGUCCGUUCUUGGCGUGUUCUGCGUGCUCUCAGUACUGCAACUCGCCAUGAUAUCGUCGAAGGAACGCGUCGCCUUCAAAUACACUCAUCUCGUCAUGAUGAAAUUGGCGCUGGCGCUUUUAGCCACGCUGCUGUCCAUUGUGGCAGCAAGUUUGUUCGCCGUGCAAGGCGAUGACAGGGGCUUCUUCGUGACGAGGGGUGAAGCUUUCUAUGUGCAGAUAGUAAGUAUAGUGAUCAACUCGAUACUGUUUAUAAUGUCGCUGUACGACGCGCUGUUCUCCCGACGGGCUGGCGGUGACCCGACUAAUCCUCUAGGGGAGCCUGAAGGCACCACCAUCAAUAACCCUGGAUUCAAAGAAGGAAGAGGAAUCUCAAUGACUGAUGCGUCGGGGAAGCCGUACAGCACAAAUGGUCACGGAAGCGUGGCGUCGAUGAAUACUACGGCUACCACGCUAACGGGCAUGUCGGAUGCCAGUACAAUCACCAGGUCUCCACUACGGUCGUCCCUCAAGAAGCCACGGCCAAGAGAAGGUGAACCCGGUGGCCUGGGCAUACAAAACCCGGGCUAUUCAGGCCACUCGCCCCCCUUAAACCGCAAUGGAAGUCAGAAAAAAGUGCGCAUUCAAACACACAGUACUGAAGUGUGA
Messenger RNA from Spodoptera littoralis (African cotton leafworm), 948 nucleotides. Lineage: Eukaryota; Metazoa; Arthropoda; Insecta; Lepidoptera; Noctuidae. The record is from the annotation of a GenBank genome assembly.